UUCGCAACUCUCCACCAGCAAAUCCUGCAAACACGCCUGCAGAGAUCAGCUGUGCAUUAAGGAGCUUUAAGCUACCGGGCUGAGAUUCAUUCCUGAUUCCUCAGCAUGAUUCCUGGAGAAAAAUUCGGCUCUACCGAGAGCAGGAUGCAGACUGCUACCCUGGCUCUGGAGGAGUUGUUGGUAACAGCCCAGAAACAAGACUGCCUGACUGUUGGCAUUUAUGAAUCAGCAACACUCCUAAAUGUAGAUCCAGACAAUGUAGUUCUGUGUGUCCUGGCAGCCGACGACGAGAACGACGUGGCCGUGCAGAUCCACUUCACGCUGCUGCAGUCCUUCUGCUGCGACACAGGCAUCAACAUCCUGCGUGUCUCCGGGGUGCAGCGGCUGCGGCAGCUCCUGGGAGGUGACGAUCCCAACAGAAACCAGGUGGAGAGCGGGGACCUCCACUGCAUGCUGGUUACGAACCCUAAAGUGGAUCAUUACAGACUACAGGAAGUGGGCACCUACUGCCAGGAGAGUCGGCAACUCCACCAGUGGGUGCCAGAACUGGUUCUGCAGGAACGCUGAAGCAAACCCUCAGAACUUUUCUUGACCAGAUACUAAUAAAGUGAAGGAUCUUGAUGCUGGAGCAUCCACAGCCUUGAGUGGACUCGUUCUGCUCCAACGUUCAGGCUGUCAGCAAACAGGAGCCAGGACCACCCAUUUUCAGUCGCCAUGAAAAAGUUGGAGAACAAAAACUAAGCUUCUAAUAUUAGCGUCUGUCUGGAACAUGAUGGACAUAAAUCAUUUAACAGAAGCAGUGACUGAUAGUAAUUUGUUCACACCCAGCUCAUACCUGGGAGAUAUGUGUGCUUACUGUCUGGACAGGAAUGUUGUAACAGUGAAACUACUGUACACCCAACAUUCCUGAGUGUCCGGAUUUGGGAGAGUCUCUGCAGAGGUGUGUGUGUGGUGUGCAUGCACAGUAUUUGUAUCUUUCUUUAGAAAAGAAUGGGUGUGCAGCGAAAGCCUUCUUUUGCGAUGAGCAGCUGAACCUGUGGAGGAGUGGUCUCCAUGGAAACUGAAAUGGAAAUCAUAACAACACCCAGGACUUUCUGGAAUUGCAAAACCAAAAACCUGCAAAAAAAAAAAAAAACAUGGAAUAAACAUGCUCAGGACAUAACGUGUUUAUAUUUGAUGCUAAAUACAGGAGGAUGCAGAAUGACUUGUGUUCUGGUGUAACAAGUCUGUCAUGAAGAAAACCCACCAAGCCUUUAAAAAUGUUGCCUUCUUUGAUAACACAAGUGGUUUUGUUUAUUUAUUGUAUUAGUUUUGCAACUGUUUGUGGUCUGUUACUUGUUUUUUCUAAUUUAUUAAAUUUUCAGAUUGUGUAACGAG
Molecule: messenger RNA, 1377 nt
Organism: Nothobranchius furzeri (turquoise killifish)
Lineage: Eukaryota; Metazoa; Chordata; Actinopteri; Cyprinodontiformes; Nothobranchiidae
Product: growth arrest and DNA damage-inducible protein GADD45 beta
Biological process (GO): regulation of cell cycle
Cellular component (GO): nucleus; cytoplasm
Source: RefSeq, a predicted model, not a curated record